This is a messenger RNA of Erythranthe guttata (spotted monkey flower), 1580 nucleotides long. RefSeq lists its product as uncharacterized. Gene Ontology annotation, cellular component: mitochondrion. Gene Ontology annotation, biological process: mitochondrial mRNA modification; cytidine to uridine editing. The record is from RefSeq and is a predicted model, not a curated record. NCBI's taxonomy places the organism in Eukaryota, Viridiplantae, Streptophyta, Magnoliopsida, Lamiales, Phrymaceae.
CUAUAUACAAAGGCACAGCCCCUCAAACCCCAAAAACCCUCACCACUUCCAAUCAGCGCAGUUUCCAUCUAGGGUUUAUCUUCUCUCUGAAAAUGGCUCGCUAUCUCAGCCGAGCGAUCUUCUCCACCGGCCGACAAUCCGUAUUCUCCGUCUUAUCUCGCUCCAACGCCACCGCCGCCGCCGCCUCCUCCUCCGCCGCCAUCCCAAACGCGUCGUCCUUCCUAUUCCGCGUCCGCCCCCUCGUCGCCGUCGCCUCCAUCUACGGCCGCGCUGCUCCGGCGCUGUCGUCCACCAGGGGUUUCGCCACUCGACAGACGUCGUCUUCCCUGAACGAUCCGAACCCUAACUGGUCGAACCGCCCACCGAAGGAGACCAUUCUUCUCGACGGCUGCGAUUUCGAGCACUGGCUCGUGGUUCUGGAGAAGCCAGAGGGCGAGCCGAUGAGGGACGAAAUUAUCCAAACCUACAUCAAGACUUUGGCCACUGUCGUUGGCAGUGAGGAAGAAGCAAGGAUGAAGAUAUAUUCCGUGUCUACGAAGCAUUACUUUGCCUUUGGAGCCCUUGUUUCGGAAGAAGUUUCUAACAAGAUAAAAGAUCUGCCAGGAGUUCGAUGGGUACUUCCCGAUUCGUACUUGGAUGUUAAGAAUAAAGACUAUGGAGGAGAGCCAUUCAUCAACGGGCAGGCCGUACCGUACGACCCUAAAUACCACGAGGAAUGGGUGAGGAACAACUCCCGUGCAAACGAGAGGAACAGGAGGAACGACAGGCCCCGCAACUUUGACAGGUCUAGAAAUUUUGAGAGAAGGAGAGAGCCACAGAUGGGCCCCGGACCAAAUGCUGGGGGCCCAGGCGGCAACAUGGCGGGCCCAGGGGGCAACAUGGCUGGCCCGGGGGGCAAUAUGGGGGUCCCACCCCCAAACAGGAUUCCUCCACCACCCAAUGCCCCCAACAUGAGUGGAGGGCAGCAGAACUACCCUCCGAACAACCCUGGUAACUACCCUCCGAACAACCCUGGAAACUACCCACCAAGAGGACCCCCUACCAAUGCACCACCAAACUACCAGUUCAGUAACGGACCAAACAAUGGUGGCUAUGCUCCUCCCCAAGGUCCUGGGGGUGGUUACCCCCCCUACCAAAACCAGAAUGCUCCUCCGUCUAGAGAUAUGCCUCCACCCCCAAAUCCUGGUCAGAACAAUUUUGCCCCGAACAGAGGAUUCAAUCCAGGUCAAAAUCCGAGCGGUUUUGCUCCUAAUAAUGGAUAUGGUAAUCAGAACGGCUAUCCUCCCAAUAUGGGGCAGAAUCAGAAUGGCUAUCCUCCCAAUAUGGGCGGUGGAGAUGCUUCCCAGAACCAGAAUAUUCCAGGAAGAGAUUACUGAGAGAGUGUGUAAUAUAUAUUGAGGACGACUUGUCUCUGUAAUCGUAGGAUUUUUCUACUGUGGCUUUAAUUUUCAUAAGAUAAAACCUAUGAAUGCUAUCUUGGGUGGUUAUUUAUUUUGCUUAUAACUUGCUUAUGCAUAGGGUUUUGUUCUUCUUUAUGUUAACUAAUGCAUUGCAUUUGGUGCCGUUUUUCUGCACUUAUC